Molecule: messenger RNA, 1046 nt
Organism: Ostrinia furnacalis (Asian corn borer)
Lineage: Eukaryota; Metazoa; Arthropoda; Insecta; Lepidoptera; Crambidae
Exons: 7
Coding region: 327-1046 (239 amino acids)
Source: RefSeq, a predicted model, not a curated record
GUCAUCAAUAAUACUUGCUACGAAAACCUGGCCGUUUUCUGAGGAUUUGUCAGAAAAAUUUGAAAUUCUCGAUCCAAACGUUAUCCUGACAUUAGUUUGACAUCAGAAAUAAUAGGCAGCCAAAAUUCCAAGUCAUCCUGUCCUUCUAAAAUAUCCCACAAAUUACUGUAUUCUGCAGCCAAGAACUAACACCGUUCAGAUUCUUGCAAGAAAUGCCCAUUCCCCAUUGCGAAGAAUGGCAGGCCUGUUAUAGGCCUGAUUUAAGUCAUUCCUGUUUGAGGAUGCUUAAAAUGACGCACAUCCCCAUUGACCACAACUGAGUGAUCAUGGAGGGUGGCGAAGGUAUGGUGGCCGUGGUCCGCGGACUUCGCGACUCCGGGCUGGCCGUCACGCUGCUGGAUGGAAGCAGGCAGUAUACCCUGAUGCCUAACGCUGCGAAGCCGCCGUCCCCUCCAAAUGUGCGAAUCACGCACACUUGCGCGCGCGCACAGACUCAGGAGAUGGCGAGGAGUGACUCUGCUGCGCAGGCCACGGACGGGAGAUACGCUAGCAUGUAUAAGAUGGCCCACUGUAGAGUGACUCCAACCUCCCCACCGGUGCAGCUUACGGAGUUUCCACCGCAAAGGGCUGAGCUCUGUCCAGGACAUGGCAACUUCGAAGUGGGUGGGUGUGGUAGCGGCGAGAACUACACACCUUGCAGGUCGAAUGGAUCCUUCCGCGGCGGGAUGUCGUGGCCUGAUAGAGUGGAAGAGGUCGAACUUUUACAAACAAAUCCAUCAUAUUCGUAUAUAAGAUUACAAGAUGGUAGAGAGACCACCGUUUCAAACAGACAUUUGGCUCCUUUACCGGAUGGAGAGGAUGAUUCCUGUCAAGAAGAGCCAUCAGACUUGGAUGAAAUAGUUCAGGAAUCUGAAUCUGUUCAGCAGCCUGAACUUGGUCAAGAAACUGGUGUUGCUGAAGAGCCAGAGGCAAACCUAAGCCGGCGUUCCCACAGGGCUCGCAGAAGACCAGGCUAUCUAGAAGAUUUCGUUUGUGAUAAUGACUAA